GAAGUGGCGGGCGGUCGCCACGGUAACCCCGGCCCGCCGCGGCCAUGGCGGAGCCGCAGGACGCCACGGUUUCUUCAUCGCCAGCGGCUACAGAACCAACAAAACCCCGUCCUAAAAAAGCACCGGAGCUGCCAAUCCUAGAGAGGAAGAACUGGCUGAUUUAUCUGCUCUAUGUCCGCAGAGACUAUGAGGAGUGUAAGGCUGUCAUCAAAGAGCAGCUCCAGGAGUCCCAAGGGCUCUGUGAAUAUGCUGUCUAUGUUCAAGCUUUGAUAUUUCGCUUGGAGGGGAAAAUUCAAGAAUCUCUUGAACUUUUCCAGACAUGUUCCAUUCUGAACCCUCGAAGUGCUGACAACCUCAAGCAAGUGGCACGAUCCCUGUUUCUCCUGGGGAAGCAUAAGGCAGCCAUCGAAGUGUACAAUGAAGCAGCAAAACUUGAUGAGAAGGACUGGGAGAUCAGCCACAACCUGGGGGUGUGCUACAUGUACCUGAAACACUUCAACAAGGCACGAGACCAGCUCAACAAUGCCCUGGAGCUCAACAGACACGAUCUGACCUACAUGAUGCUGGGCAAAAUUCACCUCUUGAAGGGGGAGAUGGAUAAAGCUAUUGAAGUAUAUAAGAAAGCUGUGGAGUUUUCUCCAGAAAACACAGACCUCCUCACAGCCCUGGGCCUACUGUACCUGCAGACUGGGGAGUACCAGAAGGCUUUUGAACACCUUGGAAACGUGCUUACCUAUGACCCAGGCAACUACAAGGCCACCCUGGCUGCUGGCAGCAUGAUGCAGGCCCACGGGGAUUUCGAUGUCGCCCUCUCCAAGUACAAGGUGGUGGCCAGCAGUGUUCCUGAGAGCCCCCCGCUCUGGAACAACAUUGGCAUGUGCUUCUUUGGGAAGAAGAAAUACGUGGCAGCUAUCAGCUGCCUAAAGAGGGCAAACUACCUGGCUCCCUUUGACUGGAAGAUCCUGUACAACCUGGGCUUGGUGCACCUCACAAUGCAGCAGUAUGCCUCGGCCUUUCACUUCCUCAGUGCUGCCAUCAACUUCCAGCCCAAGAUGGCAGAGCUCUACAUGCUCCUGGCAGUUGCUCUGACCAACCUUGAAGACAUCGAGAAUGCCAAAUGUUCCUAUGAGCAAGCUGUGGCUUUGGACAAGUGCAACCCCCUCGUCAACCUGAACUACGCUGUCCUGCUCUACAACCAGGGCGACAAGCAGGGGGCCCUGAGCCAGUAUCAGGAGAUGGAGAGGAAGGUCACUGUGGCCAGGGAGAGCAGCGUGCCCGACUUCGACCCUGAGAUGGUGGAGAUGGCCCAGAAGAUGGGGGCUGCCCUGCAGGUUGGGGAGAGCCUGGUCUGGACCAAACCUUCUAAGGAGUCCAAAUCCAAGCAGAAAGCUGCUGUGUCAGGGAAAUCCAGCUCUCAGCAGCCUUUGGGCUCCAACCAGGCCCUGGGUCAAGCCAUGUCCUCUGCUGCAGGGUAUGGGAAAACCAUGCAGCUCCACCCAGGUGCUGCAACGCCAGCUCUGCCAAAAAAGCCUCCCUCCCUGCCACUGGAACCAGAACAGGAGCAGGACUCAGAAACAAGCCCUGAGGAGAACUCAGCUCCCACAGGGGACGAGGAGCAGAGGAAGGAGAAAGACCAGAGCCAAGAGGUGUCCUUUCUACUGGGUUUUGUGUCAGUUCAGCCCCAGGACAGCACUUCUUUAAGGAUUCCCUCCUGCCAGGAGUUAAACAGAAUUUUUUUGUAGAGUGCUGGCAAACUGAAACAAACCAGACGUGAAACAGUGUCAGUCAGGUACAGUGCAGAGAUUUUUAUUCACAUUUAACUUCUUACACUGAAAUUUCCUGCAGCCUAACAGAGUACAUGGGAAGAAAAGGUGAGGAUUGAAGAGCAGGGGUGGGCAGGGGCUGCGAAUUCUUCACUUCAGCCCCAAAACUUUAAUUCAAGGCAGAUUUUUGUCCUAUGAUGCUUUGAUGGGAUAAGUGUCACACUGGGAGCACGUACUGCACUCAGAGGUACUGUGAAGGGAUUUAUUUUAAAUAUAUAUUUUGUGAAAAGCUUAUGCAACAGUGAACCAAUUCUUCUAUGAAAUGAAGCAGUAGCACCUUCUUACUUUCUGGGAGCUUCAUGUUUAGGGGAGCAUUUUUAAAUAUGUAAUUCCAGUUGGAUAAUAAAUAGAGCUGCAAUUCG
Messenger RNA from Vidua chalybeata, 2185 nucleotides. It is a transcript of the gene BBS4, whose product is annotated as Bardet-Biedl syndrome 4. Bases 45 to 1742 code for a protein of 565 amino acids. Gene Ontology annotation, molecular function: protein binding. Gene Ontology annotation, cellular component: ciliary basal body. Gene Ontology annotation, biological process: cilium assembly; protein localization to cilium. NCBI's taxonomy places the organism in Eukaryota, Metazoa, Chordata, Aves, Passeriformes, Viduidae. The record is from RefSeq and is a predicted model, not a curated record. The transcript has 17 exons.